AUGAUAGAGAAUCAUCGGAACAAUCACUUGAUAUCGCAACCCACGUGGUGAAAUUGUGUUCUAAUUCCAUUCGGAAUGGCAUCAACGACAGAUAUUCCUCCGGCCGUGGGCAACACGCCCACCGCUCCCCUGCUAGAAGAUCUCAACGAGGACACGUCCGCUUCGUCUGCCUCGACGACGACGACGACAGACAGUGGUAAACCUUCGACAUCGUACAGCUUUUCCAUGAUCGGUUCGGAUGGCCCCGGAAGCAGUAGCAGCACCAGCUACAGCACCAAACGACCACCAGCGAAUGAAUUGAACGACGGCACGCAGCAAUCGGCCGGUGGGAGCGGAUCGAACAGCAAAAGCAAGAUACAGCUACAAACGGCACCGGAGGCAGGUGGCGGCGAAGGCGAAGGUGCGGCUGGUUCUUCCUCCACCGAUGCGGGCGAGGAGGAGAAAAAGGAUGAUUCCAUGUUUGAGUGCAACAUUUGCCUGGACACGGCCAAGGAUGCGGUGGUCAGCAUGUGCGGGCAUCUGUUCUGCUGGCCGUGCAUCCACCAGUGGAUGAACGGGUACCGCAACACCUGUCCGGUGUGCAAAUCUUCUAUCAGCAAGGAAAAGGUCAUACCGCUGUACGGGCGCGGUGGCAGCAAGGAAGAUCCGCGCAAAACCGUACCACCGCGACCGGCCGGUCAGCGUACCGAGCCGGAACAACCGCACGGGUUCCAGAGCUUUACCGGGGACGGCAGUUUCCACAUGUCGUUCGGCAUCGGUGCGUUCCCGUUCGGGUUCUUUACCUCAACGCUGAACUUUGGCGAUUUCCGCGGUGCGGGCAAUGUGACGCGGGAGAAUACGCGCGAAGGCGAGGAGGACCAGUUCCUCUCGCAGGUGUUCCUGUACGUGGCGCUCAUCUUUUUAGCCUGGCUGGCCAUGGCUUAG
This is a messenger RNA of Anopheles marshallii, 924 nucleotides long. RefSeq names its product E3 ubiquitin-protein ligase RNF185-like. Gene Ontology annotation, cellular component: endoplasmic reticulum. Gene Ontology annotation, biological process: ubiquitin-dependent protein catabolic process. The transcript has 2 exons. NCBI's taxonomy places the organism in Eukaryota, Metazoa, Arthropoda, Insecta, Diptera, Culicidae. Gene Ontology annotation, molecular function: ubiquitin-like protein conjugating enzyme binding; metal ion binding; ubiquitin protein ligase activity. The record is from RefSeq and is a predicted model, not a curated record.